AUGGCCGCGGCCACCUCUAACCCCUACCUCCCCGGCAACGGCAUCCUGGCGGCCGGCUCCAUCGUCCACGCGGACUCGGGCGGCGGCGGCGGCGGCGGCGGCGGCGGCAUGCAGCCGGGGAGCGUGGCCGUCACCUCGGUGGCGGGCGGCUACCGCGGCGACCCGGCGGCCAAGAUGGUCCAGAGCGACUUCAUGCCGGGCGCCAUGGCCGCCAGCAACGGCGGCCAUAUGCUGAGCCAUGCCCACCAGUGGGUGACAGCCCUGCCCCACGCCGCCGCCGCCGCCGCCGCCGCCGCCGCCGCUGCCGCCGAAGCGGGCUCGCCCUGGUCCGGCAGCCCCGUGGGCAUGACGGGCAGCCCCCAGCAGCCGCCGCCGCCGCCCGACGUCAAGGGCAGCGGCGGACGCGACGACCUGCACUCGGGCGCGGCGCUGCACCACCGGCCGCCCCACCUGGGCCCCCCGCACCAGGGGCACCCGGCGGCCUGGGGGGCGGCGGCGGCCGCCCACCUACCCUCCAUGGCCGGCGGGCAGCAGCAGCAGCAGUCGCUCCUCUACUCGCAGCCCGGGGGUUUCACGGUGAACGGCAUGUUGAGCCCCCCCCCCGGCGGUCAGAGCCUGGUGCACCCGGGGCUCGUGCGCGGCGAGACGCCGGAGCUGGGCGAGCACCCCGGGCAUCACCACCACCACCACCACCAGCACCCCGGGCACCACCCGCCGCACCACGGCGGCGUCAACAGCCACGACCCGCACUCGGACGAGGACACGCCGACCUCCGACGACCUGGAACAGUUCGCCAAGCAGUUCAAGCAGCGGCGGAUUAAGCUGGGCUUCACCCAGGCCGACGUGGGGCUGGCGCUGGGCACCCUCUACGGCAACGUCUUCUCGCAGACCACCAUCUGCCGCUUCGAGGCCCUGCAGCUCAGCUUCAAGAACAUGUGCAAGCUGAAGCCUUUGUUGAACAAGUGGCUGGAGGAAGCCGACUCUUCCACGGGCAGUCCCACCAGCAUCGACAAGAUCGCCGCCCAGGGCAGGAAGAGGAAGAAGCGGACCUCCAUCGAGGUGAGUGUCAAGGGGGCCUUGGAGAGCCACUUUCUGAAAUGCCCCAAGCCCUCCGCCCAGGAGAUUACGAACCUAGCGGACAGCCUGCAGCUGGAGAAGGAGGUGGUCAGGGUUUGGUUUUGCAAUCGGAGGCAGAAAGAGAAACGGAUGACCCCCCCGGGGAUCCAGCAGCAGACCCCCGACGAUGUCUACUCCCAGGUCGGCACCGUCAACUCCGACACGCCGCCCCCUCACCACGGACUGCAGACCAGCGUGCAGUGA
Molecule: messenger RNA, 1320 nt
Organism: Cinclus cinclus
Lineage: Eukaryota; Metazoa; Chordata; Aves; Passeriformes; Cinclidae
Gene: POU3F3
Product: POU class 3 homeobox 3
Exons: 1
Coding region: 1-1320 (439 amino acids)
Biological process (GO): regulation of transcription by RNA polymerase II; brain development
Cellular component (GO): nucleus
Molecular function (GO): DNA-binding transcription factor activity, RNA polymerase II-specific; RNA polymerase II cis-regulatory region sequence-specific DNA binding
Source: RefSeq, a predicted model, not a curated record